AUGAAGGAGGUGCUUGUGAGACACAAACCUGAGGUUUGUUUUAUUUUAGAGACACAUGUCCAGUUUUGCCGUCUUCAGAAUUUUUGGACCAAAUUGGGGUAUAGUCCGGUUGGGGUUGAAGAGGCUCAUGGCCAAUCGGGAGGCAUUUGGGCUCUUGCUAGAAAUGAGGUGGUGAGUCAAAUUAGCAUCCUCUCCUCGCAUGCUCAAGCCAUCACUCUUCUUAUAAAUUCUAGUCAACUUCAAUGGGCUUGCUCAGGUAUUUAUGCUAGUCCAAUCCCUAUUAAUAGACAGUUUUUGUGGGAUCAUCUUCGUGGUAUCUCGACGUCCAUGUCAAUCCCUUGGGCCUUGGUGGGGGAUUUUAAUGAUACUCUGACCUCCACUGAGCAACGCGGGGGUGUCUUCUCCCAGAUGCGAGCAACAACUUUUCGUGAUAAUAUUGAUACCUGUCACUUGAUGGAUAUAGGUGCUUCUGGGUUACAUUUUACUUGGUUCAGGAACUGUCAGGGGCAUCUGCCGGUGCACAAGCGGCUUGAUCGUGCCUUGGCGUCUCUGAAUUGGCGUGUGGUGUUCCCGAAGGGUGGGUUAGAGAAAGGGGGACAUAGUGUCUUAGAUGCCCUGAAUGAAGUAAGGGUGGAUUCCAUGGAUUUCAAUAAGAAGAUCUUUGGAAAUAUUUUUCGCAGGAAAAGACAUGUGGAGAAUUGUUUGGCUUCUACUCAGAAGAGACUAGAGACGGUAGAUUCAGUAACUCUCUUGCUACAGCUUGAUCGUUUGAAAAAAGAGCACAGCGAGAUCUUAGCCCAAGAGGAGAUGUUGUGGUACCAAAAGUCUAGAGAGAAGUGGGUUAAAUAUGGCGACCGUAAUACUGCUUUUUUUCAUGCCCAAACAGUUAUUCGGAGAAAGAGAAACAGGAUUGUGGGUCUUAAUUUACCGGAUGGCUCUUGGUGUGAGGAUGGGGAGGCUCUCCAAGCAGGUGCUAUUGAUUAUUUCCGAAGCUUAUUUGCUGAGACCGUAGUGGUUGAUACUAAUUGCUUACCUACGCCAAAUUUGCCCACUAUCCCCGAGCACUUCAUUCCUGCUCUUGAGAGAGAGGUCACUAAAGAAGAGGUGUUCCUAGCCCUUCAGCAUAUGGGUUCCUUCAAAGCUCCAGGGCCUGAUGGGUUUCAUGCUUAUUUCUUCAAAACCUACUGGGAUGUAGUGGGUGAUAAGGUAUUUUCCUGUAUUAAAGCUGCUUUUGAGACCCAACAAUUUGAUCCUGUUUUGUGUGAGACCCUCAUUGUUUUGAUCUCGAAAGUGGAUUGCCCCCAGACGUAUAAGGAUUUUAGGCCCAUCAGUUUGUGUAAUGUUAUUUACAAACUGAUAACAAAAAUUUUGGUGAAUAGGAUUCGGCCUUUGUUGAAUGAUAUCAUUAGCCCAAUGCAGAGCAGCUUUAUCCCAGGGCGGAGCACUAGUGAUAAUGCCAUUGCUUUGCAAGAGAUUGUGUACCAUCAGAGGAAAGCCAAGCGGAAAGGCGGAAAUUUAGUCUUUAAAUUAGACCUUGAGAAGGCUUAUGACAGGGUUGAUUGGGGUUUCUUGAAGGAGACUUUAAUGGCUUUUGGUUUUCCACCCUCUUGUAUUCGCUUGAUUAUGUUCUGUGUGACUGCUUCUCAGCUUUCCAUCAUGUGGAAUGGAGAGAGAUUACCACCUUUUGCUGCGAAAAGAGGGUUAAGGCAAGGUGAUCCUCUUUCUCCAUAUUUGUUUGUGUUGUGUAUGGAGAGGUUCAGUUCAGCUAUUUCGACAGCUGUCCUGGACGGGAGGUGGGAGCCUAUUUGCACGGUUCGUAAUGGCCCUGGUUUGUCCCAUCUUUUCUUUGCUGAUGAUGUGCUUCUUUUUAUCAAAGAUAAGGAUAGCCAGGUGAGAGUUUUAAAGGAUUUGUUAGACAGGUUCUGUGGAGCUUCUGGGUUGAAGGUUAAUGAAGCAAAGUCAAAAAUUCUAGCUUAUAAUGGUAUUACUAAUUUGAAGAAGGCUAGCAUUUCUAAUGUUGUGGGUAUCCACUUCACUUUAGAUAUUGGCAAGUACUUGGGAUUCCCCAUUUUCCAAAGAAGAGUGACAAAGCAUGAUUUUAAUUUUCUUUUCGACCGUAUUAACUCUCGCUUGGCGGAUUGGAAAUGUAAGCUUUUAAACCGGGCUGGUCGUCUCACUUUGGCACAAUCUGUUCUGUCUGCCAUGCCAGCUUAUUGCAUGAGCCAGGUUUGGCUCCCACAAGGAGUAUGUGACAAGUUGGACUCAGUUACAAAAAAUUUUGUUUGGAAAAACAGGGAUGGUAGAGGAUUACACUUGGUUGGUUGGGAUCGAGUGGCUAUUCCGAAGAACGAAGGGGGGCUUGGUUUGAGAAAGGCUAGAGAUCAUAAUGUGGCGAUGUUGGGAAAGCAUGUGUGGGAGAUUAUAUCUGAGACUGAUAAACCUUGGGUCCAUCUUCUUAAACAUAAUUAUUAUCCUGAGGUCUCUUUUCUGCAAGCAAAUGAGAAGAAAGGGUCUCCAGUUUGGAAUGCGCUUCAGCAGGCUUGUGCUGUGCUCAAACCUGGGUUUGAAUUUAAAAUAGGGAACGGGUCCCCCACUAGUUGGUGCUGGAUUUGGAAGCUUAAGGCUCCUCUGAAGUGUGUCAUGAUGAUUUGGCUAGCUAAUCACAACGCUCUCCCCACAAACGAGUGUCGUUUCAGAAGAGGAAUGGCUCCGACGGCAGCGUGUGCCUUCUGCAAUAGUGAGGAUGAAACAGUCCUGCAUUGCCUGCGAGACUGCACCCUAGCGAACCAUAUAUGGCAGCGUAUGGGGUUUGAUACCACUAGUGCUUUGUUUCAGCUCCAAGAUCACCAUCAUUGGUUGCGUGCGCUGCUGCAUGGGGCAAAUCGAGUGGAGAUUUGCACAAUUUGGUGGAUUUGGCGUGCGAGGAAUGCGUUUUGCUUCGAGACUACCCGGCCAAACCUACACUGCAUUGCUGCAAAUAUUUCUGCCAUGGCUAAUGAUUUGGGGUGGUGUUAUGGCGAGGUCAGUGGGUCUCCGACGGUUCCAAGGCUUGUCCGUUGGCUUCCGCGUGAUGCAACUAGCUUCAUGAUUAAUGUUGAUGGAAGUGUGAGAGAUGAUCCAAGACGUGGUGGGUUUGGGGGUUGUUUCCGCAGCAGCUUGGGACAGUGGCAGGGUGGCUUCUAUGGCUACUUGGAUGAUACUAACAUCCUACACCUUGAGCUUCUGGCUAUCUACCAUGGGUUGCGUUUGGCUUGGGAUAGGGGGGCUCGAAGGGUGGAGUGCCAGUCUGAUUCGUUGGAUGCUGUUACUCUUGUUGCAUCAGAUCCGGGUUCAACUCAUGUGUAUGCGUCUCUUGUGUGGGAUAUCAAGGAUUUAUUGGGGCGAGAUUGGCGAGUGGAGCUCUACCACACCCUAAGGGAGGGUAAUGCGUGCGCGGAUUUCUUGGCUAAAUUUGGAGCAAGUCAGAAUACCAACUUGGUGACUAUUGAUCAACCUCUUGAGGGGAUGAGUUUUCUGUUGUUGGCUGAUGCCAUGGGAGUUGCCUCAGUGAGGCCUUAG
Messenger RNA from Lotus japonicus, 3558 nucleotides. RefSeq lists its product as uncharacterized. The record is from RefSeq and is a predicted model, not a curated record. The coding region runs from base 1 to 3558 and encodes 1185 amino acids. NCBI's taxonomy places the organism in Eukaryota, Viridiplantae, Streptophyta, Magnoliopsida, Fabales, Fabaceae. The transcript has 3 exons. Gene Ontology annotation, molecular function: nucleic acid binding; RNA-DNA hybrid ribonuclease activity.